This is a messenger RNA of Stegodyphus dumicola, 3668 nucleotides long. RefSeq lists its product as uncharacterized. The record is from RefSeq and is a predicted model, not a curated record. Gene Ontology annotation, molecular function: monocarboxylic acid transmembrane transporter activity. NCBI's taxonomy places the organism in Eukaryota, Metazoa, Arthropoda, Arachnida, Araneae, Eresidae. Gene Ontology annotation, biological process: transmembrane transport.
ACUGCGUUUUAUUCUGUUAACACUUUCUCUAAACCCUUUAACGCUCUAUUUAUAAACAUUCUCUCUUAAGGAGACUCAUACACCUUACAGCCCAGAAGAUCUUCGAGUAUGGGAUUGUUGCAAGAAUUUGGAUAACUUAUUUAUUUUAAAAGCAAUUACUUCCAACUUUUUACAGUUAAAGAACUGACAAAAUGAAACGCACGGGUCCCGAUAGCCUCAACAGUUGGAUUAUAGCUGUGGCGUGCUGUUUCAUCAACAUGAUGAUGUAUGGGAUGGCCCGAUUAUCGGGGGUACUUUUUGUAGCUUCUGUGCCCCGUUUCGGUGUCGGACGAGAAGAAGCAUCUUUCCCAUAUACUUUCGCCAAUUUUAUGAGAAACACAUCAGGUCCGUUAGUGGGAUACCUUGGACACAAAUUUGGCGUUAGAUUAGUGACUACAAGUGGAUGCUUACUUGGAGCAAUAGGAAUUGCUGCUUGCUAUUUCGCUGAAAGUAUACCUAUUGUUACAGUACUUUGGGGAACCCUAUUCGGUCUUGGAUUUGGAUUAGGGAAUAUUCUUUUGCCAGUAGCCAUUAAUCAAUAUUUUGACAAGAACAGAGCUACAGCAUCAGGAAUUUCUUUCUCUGGAGCUUGCUUGGGGUCAUUUAUUUUACCUCCAAUUGUCGAAAUAUUGCUCAACACAUAUGGUUUGUCAGGAACAUAUCUUUUCCUAGCAGGAUUCGUUCUGAAUUGUGUGCCGGCUGCCUUGCUUUUAAAGAAACCAAAUUGUAUAAUUACCACUGCAAAAUCUAAAAGUCAAUUACAAAGUGUUGAAGAAGAAAAACAGAGCAUUAUAGCUGGUAAAAAGGUCAAACUCUACACGGUAGAAAAUAACUCUGAUAAUUUAAUACCUGUCCAAGAAAAGAAUGUAUCACUUCAUGGUGUAAAUAUUAAAGAACUGCAGCAAUCAUCUGCCACAGAUGAUAUUUCAGACCAACAAAAUAAAAUUUCAAAUCCUGUCAUGACUUAUGACGAAAGAAUAAAGCUAUUAUCAACUCAGACUCUCCUUUCCGAUUAUUCCAUUCAUAUGAGUACAUCCGAAACAUUAAAAUUUGAUGAAAUCAUUAAAAACAGCAAAGGAAGAAGGCAAAUGGAUCCAGCUAAUCUAGAAUGUGAAGUAAGCAGUACUGACUCUCAAAAUUUGGAUUCUGAGAGAUAUGAAAUAUUUCAUAAAAAUUCACAAAUCUCGCUUUAUUCCGCAAAUCAUAAUGUCAAAGAAAAUUCAUCGGAUAGCUAUUUUCGAACUUUAAGGUCUUUAUCAAUGGGCUCAGAUUUUUCAUCGCCCAAAAAUAAUUCCGAUUUCCGUCCAACAAACAGUUAUAAUGAAGCUUAUUACAAUUCUAGCUAUCAGAAGGAUUUUGAUGAACGACUACGUGAAUAUAUAGCGCCACAAAAGUCUCUGUAUGAAACAUCUACAUCUUUCACUCCAACGAUAUUAUCGGAUUCAGAAGGAUCCGAACAGAAAUCAGCAUUAGAAUCCUUCAGUAUUAUAUUUGAUCCUAUUUUUGUUCUUAUCGCAAUCACAAAUGCAAUAUAUUGUUUUACCUUUGUUUGUAUGAUUACCGUAAUUGUAGACUUCGCAAGAGAUGUUGGAAUUGGUACAUCAAAUGAAAAAUAUGUUUUAAUGUCUCUUUCAAUUGGUGAUCUUAUUGGUCGCCUUUUCCUUGGUAGAAUAACUGAUGAGGGCUACAUGACAAAAACCGGAUUCGCAACUUUCUGUUUUAUAUGCCAAGGAAUUGCAGCUACUGCAGUUGCCUUCUCCUCGGGAUUUGCUAUGCUGAUAUCUCUUGUCGCUUUCUACGGAUUAUCUGAAGCAGGUUUAAUUCUUAUAUUUCCUUUGAUCGUUGCUGAAUUUAUUGAAGAGGAUAAACAGACAGUGGCUAUACCUUCAAGUAACUUUCUUUCUGGACCGUUGUGUCUCGCAGUGGCACCAUUAAUUGGCUACUUCCGGGACGAUGUUGGAUCUUACAGCUACAUAUUCUUCGGCAUAGGAAUCGUUUCUGUGAUCUGCGGCUUAGCAUGGCUCUUGGCUCCUUGUAUAGCUAAAUGUAGAAAAUCUACACGCGAUUAAGUAACCUGAAAUAGAAGAGGAACCUUUGAACUAUCACACGAAUUGUAAGACCAGUUUCCCAGAGAAAAGGAUACGAAUAAAGUCAACAGGAUAUAAUCUCUGUAGAUUUUCAGCUUCAUUCAGUGUGAGGAGGAUAAGUUAAUAAUCAUUAAUGAAAUGAGCGUUUAAAGUAUUUUGCCUGAAAAUAAGAGAAAUAUGGAAUGAAAUAUGGAUAUUAAAUAAGAUAGUAUGGAAGACCAGCUCUAGCCCUAGCUCAAAACAAGACAUCAAGAUAAAUUAAACGCCUGACUAAUAUCCAGAUCAUUCAGUUUAUUUAAAGUGAUAUUUCCUUUAUUAAAGGUAUGGAAUAAAAUAAAGAAGUUAAACUCUGAAGCAUAUCGAUGCCAGUGUAAUUGCAAAGAAAGUCGUAUAAUGUAUGUGGAUGCACUGAUGGAAGUUUUUAUCACUCCUUUAUGUCGUAUGAGAUGAUAUGAGAUCUGAACAAUUGACGAUAUCAUUAUAAAUAACAGUGACUGUGCCAUUUUUCCCCUUGACAUAAUGAUUACACAAUCCUUGUUUUAGGGUCAUAACCUUAUGUCACGUAACAUAACAUCAUACCCUUAUGAUAUUGAUAUAAUGUCGAAUCAUUAUGUGGCAUGGCAUAAUGAUUUAUUUCUUACGUACUGAGUAUUCUGUGGCUCGUGAUUGCACAAGAAAUUUUUAAUAAUUCCGUUUUUAGAAAAUUGUAUAUAGAAAUAUAAAUCCUAACCGUAUUUAAGGAAGCUGUAGAGGAAUCUUCGCAAGGCUAGUGUUUGCUACUAUAAGUUACCGUAGACGAUCACUUCUGAAGUUUAAUAGAACGUAACAGAACUUAAAUAAAUAUCAGUAUUAAACAUCAUUUCCCUAAGAGAACAUGUCCACAAACUGUCAAAUCGUCUGAAAUUGCGGGUAGUGGCAUUAAAAAAGUUUUAUUGUAUUUUGUUAUGUAUUAAAGCUAUCAGCUGCAUAAAAUACAUCACAUAAAAGCUUGUACGUAUUAAAACUAUCUAUAACACAUCUAUAUACGUAUAACCUAGCUACAACACACCACAUUAAACUUAAUAUUACCGAAAUAGUAACGCUAAAUCCUACUAAAAUUCAACGUAAUUCAUUCCAUUUAGUAUGAUCUCGCUGAUAAUAUUUUACAUUAAAUAAUGUUUAUGAAUUACUUAAAGGAACUUUUUAUGGUAAUUUCGAAUUUCCCACUAACAAUAAAGGUAAUUGAUAUACAUGAUCUACGAAAAUUAACUAAUUUAAUGAACUGUCUUUCAUAUGUUACGUAAUUUAAGCUAAAAUUUCAACCAAAUGUGGGUGAAAUUUAAUUAGACCAAUGAAACAAAAUGUGGUAAUAAUUGAAUACAAAAUGACGGAUUUUAAUAUCGCUGAUUUAUCUAAUUAUUGGUUGAAAUGUGUAUCAGUGAUUGUUGUUUAAAAUUUGUGUUUGGUAAUAUGCCUGAAUGUUUCCAGUAAAAAAAAAAAAGGAUGUAAAUAAUGAUAAUGAACUGUGUAAAACAACAAAUAAAUUAUUUAUUUUCAAAAAUA